This is a messenger RNA of Mauremys reevesii (Reeves's turtle), 2557 nucleotides long. RefSeq names its product Rieske Fe-S domain containing (gene RFESD). The record is from RefSeq and is a predicted model, not a curated record. NCBI's taxonomy places the organism in Eukaryota, Metazoa, Chordata, Testudines, Geoemydidae. Gene Ontology annotation, molecular function: 2 iron, 2 sulfur cluster binding. The transcript is spliced from 4 exons. The coding region runs from base 1923 to 2423 and encodes 166 amino acids.
CGGGCACAGAGCCCUGUUCGCUCUGCCAGCCGCUCCCUGCAGGGGGGGCUCGCGCCAGGCGCGAACACCAGCGGCUGUUAAAUAUGGGGCUCGUGAGCCCUGUCGCGGCUGCGAACGUGGGCCGAGCCUGGCCGGGAACGGAUGAAGCGGGCUCUCCCCGGCACCCAGAGCGCUCGCGCCCGUGCCCCGCCUGCUGCUCGCACUGAGCACGGGGCCCCGGGAGGCUGUUGGGUCGAUAGCGCAGCCAUGGCGCUCCCUGUUCCCUGCCGAGCCGGGGGCGCUGGGGCCACGCUCCCCUGGGCCUGGCAGGGCUGCGCGGCAAGAGAGGCAGGAUGGAAACUGAAGGAGGGCGCGAGCCUGCCCGAGGAACGGCCCGGAAACUAGCGCGCCCAUAGCGCCAUGUGAGCGGCUGGUGCAGGGGGAAGCCGGCUCGGCCGCUCCUCUGUCCGUAGCGCUUCAGCGGCGGGGGGUUAACUGGUAGCGGAGUGUUUUGAGGAGAGAGCUGCUGCUUCUGGCGGGGGCUAGGGAGCGCUCCAGCCGGAUACCAGAGGCAGGCGGGAGUGGUUUUGAUUGGGCUUCUGUCAUGCGACGUGGAAUCCCCCCUCUCUCAGGGAGCCUUCCGCUCCCAGUGGUCAAGGAGCCUGCCUCCUCCUCCCCUAUAUGUCAGCUCUGUCAGAGCCAGAAUAGCCACUUCCAGCCAGUUCUUCCCAUGCUCACCACCAGCUCCCUGCUGGUUCCAGCCGAGAGAGUGGCCAUUAGCGGGCUGAAAAAAAGGGUCUAAUUAUAGCUUGCCCUUGGCAAGAAUGCCCUUGUCGCUCUCCCUCAGUGCUAGAAACCCUUCGCCUGCCACAGUGCUUCUUCGCAGGCUUCCUUCGGACUUAUACUCAGAUUCAAAUGGUCAGUCUCAAGGGCGUUCUCUGGCGGACCUGCCAUUUAUUGGGGCAGUUUUGGUCCUGCAGUUAAUUGUAAGAGCAUAUGCUAUCAUUUACACAUCAGCCUGAUUGUGCUUCAAAACAACAUUUAAUAUUUAAAUGUUAGCACUUGCCCCAACUAUUAAAUGUGGGUGCCAAAACAUGCUAGCAAAAUCAGAGGCUGAGCUGAAGCCUUUUUAACUCUGAGUCAAAUUUGGGUGCAUGCCUACAUUUAGGCAACCAAAUGAAUGUGGCCUGAUUGUCAGAGGUGUUGAGCAGCUAAAACUCCCAUCAAUCUUGGUGAGAGUUUUGGGUGCUGAUCAUCAUGCAGAAUCAGGUCACUUAUAUUUAGGCACCUCAGUGAGGAUGAGAGUGCCUAAUUGUAGGCACUGUAUUUGAAAAUUUUGGCCUGUGUUACUUGCUGAAGGUUACAUAUUAAAGAUCAGGAGUUUACAGUUCCCAGUCUCGUGAUCAGAAUAUUUUGUACUAUGCUUAUUUACAAAGCAAGCUGUGAAAGAGAAGUGAGUAAUUCUCAGGAUAAUGGGAACUGGAGUACUUGUGGCACCUUAGAGACUAACAAAUUUAUUUGAGCAUAAGCUUUCGUGGGUAGCCCAUGAAAGCUUAUGCUCAAUAAAUUCGUUAGUCUCUAAGGUACCACAAGUACUCCUGUUCUUUUUGUGGAUACAGACUAACAUGGCUGCUACUCUGAAACCUCUCAGGAUAAUGUAUUCCUGUGACUAAUAAUUACACCUGUACCCCAAUAUAACGCUGUCUUUGGGAGCCAAAAAAUCUUACCACGUUAUAGGUGAAACUGUAUUAUAUCGAACUUGCUUUGAUCCGCCAGAACGCGCAGCCCUGCCCCCCUGAAGCACUGCUUUACCAUGUUAUAUCGGGUCGUGUUAUAUUGGGGUAGAGGUGUACUAUAAAAUCUUAACUAGAAAUAGAAAUAUGGUAUGAGCUGGAACAGAACUGGAGGGGACUACCUGAAGGAGCUGUACUGCUAUUUGAUUUAUGUAUAAUCAGCUGGACAUGGAUUUGCACAGCUCAAUUGAAACACCUGAUAAAGUAAAGGCUGAUGCUCCUGUAUAUGUUGGUAAAGAAGAAGACAUAAAACAAUCCCAAAGAAUAACAGCCAGUGUCCAUGACAGAGAAGUUGUCGUUUUCUACCAUGAAGAGAAAUUUUAUGCCAUGGACCGUCGCUGUUACCAUGCAGGAGGUCCUUUACAUCUUGGAGAGAUAGAGGAUAUCAAUGGACAGCCCUGCAUUAUUUGCCCUUGGCACAAGUAUAAAAUUACUUUGGCAACAGGAGAAGGCUUAUAUCAAGCAAUAAACCCUACAGAACCAUCAGCAACACCAAAAUGGCGAUCAAAAGGAAUAAAGCAAAGAACUCACAAGGUUACUGUAGACAAUGGAAGUGUUUAUGUGACUCCUUCGGACUUAUCUAUCAGCUGUGACUCUGAUUACUAUGCUGAUAAGUACAAAAAGACUGGAAGUUCUGAUAUGAAAAAAUAAUGUACAUCCUGAACUUCAAAAUCAGUGGCCAUAAUGCAAAAUACCAGUGUCUGUGUACAAGGCAUUAUCAGUAUCACAGAAUAUGCAAAAAAUUUUCUAGAUAUUAAUAUAAAGAAAUACUAGUGUUAAUCUUA